Messenger RNA from Penicillium lagena, 3297 nucleotides. Its product is annotated as LEA domain protein. The record is from RefSeq and is a predicted model, not a curated record. Bases 1 to 3297 code for a protein of 1098 amino acids. Lineage: Eukaryota; Fungi; Ascomycota; Eurotiomycetes; Eurotiales; Aspergillaceae. The transcript has 2 exons.
AUGGCCUCCUCCGACGUGAACACAGCACCCCCGAAGCUUGGCCAGAAGGCCGGUACCUCGUCCAAGGCACGCACUGGCUCCUCUGCCUCCAGCGUUGCCUCGAGCAAAGCCGGUGCGAGCCCCAAGUCCGUCAAGAAGACUCCGCUGCGCAAGAAGGAGCCCGCGCCCAUCCCAGACGAUGCCGAAGAGGUGUCCGCGCCUGAGACCCCGUCGCCCAAGUCGAAGAAGACUGGUCGCUCGGAGCAACGUCGUCCCAUCUCUCCGCCUGACGACUCCGUGUCUCAGGCCUCUGGCUCGACGGCUCGGCGUGGAGAUGCUGCGUCUGGGCUGACCGGCAAGGCAAAGAAACUUGCCAACAAUGCAAAGGAUACCGCGCAGGAAGGUGCUGAUACUGCCACCGAUGCUCUGCCACUUGACCUGUCUGCGCUCAAGGGUCUCGAGGUCGCUGAUGGUGGUCAAGUCCUAGGCCAGGACGGCAAUGCCCUGGGUGAAGUGGUCGAAGGUGAUCCCGAGGACCUGGUUGGCCAGACAGUUGGUGACGAUGGCGAGAUCUUGGACGAGGAUGGCGACCUCAUUGGCCGUGUGGAUCUCCUACACGACGCUGUCGACCAGGCCAAAAACGUUCCCGAGGAAGCCCAGUCCAAGGCCGGCGAUGCCAAGGACCUGGUUACGGAUCUUGCUCAGCUGGAGGGUCUGCCUAUCUCCGAGGGUGGCGUGAUCAAGAAUGCCGCCGGCCAUGUCGUCGGUCAGAUUGUCGAAGGAAACCCAGAAGACCUGAUCGGAUACACUCUCAACGACGAAGGCGAGAUUGUCGACGACGACGGCGAUGCUAUUGGCCGCGCGGAUCUGGUCCCCGUCGAAGAGCAGAAGAAGGCCAUUGACCAAGCCGUCAAUGAUACCACGGACGAGGCUGACGGUCUCAAGGGCGAUGACGCUGAAGACCAGCUUGAAGAUGCGCAGAACGGCAUCCCUAACGAUGAGGCCCAGGACACCGUGGAAGAGGUCGCCGAUAAAGCUCAGGAUGAGGUUCCUGACGCUGAUGAAGCCAAGGACACCGCGGAAGAUGUCGCCGAUAAAGCUCAGGAUGAUAUUCCUGACGCUGAUGAAGCCAAGGACACCGCGGAAGACACUCUCGACGACGCCAAGGAUACAGCCGAAGAUGCCACCGAAGAAGCCAAGCAGCGAAUCCCAGCAAUCGAGACCCUCGAGGGCCUGAAGUGCAACAAGCGUGGCUACAUCGUCGACCAAUCUACCGGCAAGCCCGUCGGUGAAGUCAUCGAAGGCGACCCCAAGAAGCUGUCCAAGCUUGGCGCGACGCUGGACGAGAACGGCCAGUUCUGGGACAACCGCGGCAACGUGAUCGGCAAGGCGAAGGCGCUCCCCGUUGAAGACGACAACGACGAAGAAGGGCCGUUCUCAGGUCUUGAGGGUCUUGUCGUUGGCCAGGAUGGUUGGAUCGAAGACGAGAACCAGACUCGUGUCGGCCGACUUGUUGACGGUGAUGCGAAGAAGCUGAUUGGACGGGCCGUUGAUGAAGAUGGCGAGGUCCUCGAUCGACAUGGUAAUACCAUUGCGCGGGCUGAGCGCUGGGAGGAACCCGAGGCACCUGAAGAGGAGGCCAUCGAUCUCUCUUCUAUGAACGGUCUCUCCUGCAACAAGGCCGGUUAUGUCAUCGGACCUGACGGAUUCCCCAUCGGACGGGUUACCGAGGGUAACCCGAAGGAGUUGGUUGGCAAGAAGAUCGAGGAGGGUGAGAUCUACGACGGCAAGAAGGUUGUCGGUCGCGUCGAGCUCAUUCCUGAGAACGAGCGCGAGAGCAAGGCCGAAGGUCCGUUCGCGGGCAUGGAAAGCCUCAUUGUCACCAAGGACGGGUUCGUUGAAGACGAAGACGGUACUAUUGUCGGCCAGCUUGUCGAAGGCGACCCCAAGAAGCUGCGUGGUCGUGCCGUGGAUGAAGAUGGAGAAAUCGCCGACAAGUACGGCAACGUCAAGGGUCGCGCUGAGCCGUACGAGCCCCCAGAGGAGGAAGCCCCCGCCGAGGAUGACCUAUCCUGUCUCGAAGGCAAGGUCGUCAACAAGUCAGGCAACGUCGUCGACCCUGCCACCGGUGCUGUCUUUGGCCGCAUCGUCGAGGGCGACAAGCGACUGGCCGGCCGCAAGGUCGACGGCAAGGGUCAGGUUUGGGGUGACAAUGGCAAGGUCGUCGGCCGGGCAGAGCUCAUUCCCGGCGCGGAGCAGCACAAGGCCGAGGGCCCGUUCUUUGGCUUCGAUAACGCACAGGUCGGUAAGGAUGGCGUGGUCGUCGAUGGCGACCGCAUCAUCGGACGUCUGACCGAAGGCGAUGCCAAGCGCCUCCUGGGUCGCAAGGUCGAUGAGGACGGCGAUGUCCUGGACAAGAACGGCAACACCAUUGGCAAGGCUGAGCGCUGGGAGCCCGAGGAGAAGAAGCGCGAUGUCAACCCCAUGUCCGGCCGCAAGGUCAACAAGGAGGGUGAGGUGCGCGAUGCCGACGGUAACCUCAUCGGCAAGCUGACCUCGGGCAACCUGGCUACCUUGGUUGGAAAGGUCAUCGACGACAACGGCUUUGUUGUUGACAAUGACGGCAACAAGCUGGGAGAGUGCACUUUGCUGGAAAACAUCCCCGAGGAAGAGCCCGAGGGCCCUUCGCCUGAAGACGAAAAGGCAGAGACCGACCGCAAGCUGGCUGAGAAGAUGUGCAGCAUCCUUAGUCAGACCCUGGAGCAGGUCAAGCCGAUUUGCAACAUGAUCACCGAGUACAUCGAGAAAGCCGACCGCACCCCGAAGGAAGAGCUGGACGAAGAAAAGCUCGUCGAGAACGUCAAGCCCCUUCUGGAAGAAGGCGGCCGUAUCCUUCAAGAGUGCAACGGUUCCAUCCGCGCUCUCGAUCCCGAUGGCCGCAUCGCCUCCACAGCCAAAGCGCGCGCUGCCUCGCGCGAGGCUUCGUCGGAGGAGUAUCAGCUGGCCGAUAUGCUCAAGCAGCUGACCGAGACGGUGGUCAAGACCAUCGACAACGGCCGCAAGCGCAUUGCCGACAUGCCUCAUGCCAAGAAGCAACUGAACCCGCUUUGGGGUCUGCUCUCCGAGCCCCUUUUCCAGAUCAUUGCCGCGGUGGGCUUGUUGCUCACUGGUGUUCUGAAUCUACUGGGUCGUCUGCUGGACGGUCUUGGGUUGGGCGGCAUCUUGGAUGGUCUGCUGGGUUCGCUGGGGUUGAACCGGUUGAUCGAGGGUCUGGGACUUGGCGGGUUGACGGAUGCCCUGGGACUUGGAAAGAAAUAA